UACAACAAAGAACCACCUUACAACCAAUUCCAAUUCUUCAAACCUCCAACUCAAUCCAACAUCUAUCAUCAUGCCUAUGCGCCGAACCCACCGCGCUCCCCGCACUGUGCGGACCACCCGCACCAAGCCCAGCCUCAAGACUAGACUCCUUGGAGGCGGCCGAACCACACGUGCUGCUCCCACUACCACGACGACUACGACCACGACGCGGACGACCCGCAGCACCGCCGCAGGAACUGGAGUGGGUGUCCAUCACCAGAAGCGUCAUGCCACAAUGGGUGACAAGGUCUCUGGUGCUCUGAUGAAGCUGCGUGGCUCUCUCACCCGUCGUCCUGGAUUGAAGGCUGCCGGCACAAGGCGAAUGCACGGUACCGACGGACGUAACUCGCGCCGACAAGUGUACUAAGAGGGCUUGGCGGAUGAUUUGAAUAGCUUCAGGUGGCUUUUGGCUUUUGCAGUUGGUGCUACUGAGGUGGCGGACAUGACUGUACGAUAGUACUUGAUGAUACCC
Messenger RNA from Trematosphaeria pertusa, 511 nucleotides. RefSeq lists its product as uncharacterized. NCBI's taxonomy places the organism in Eukaryota, Fungi, Ascomycota, Dothideomycetes, Pleosporales, Trematosphaeriaceae. The record is from RefSeq and is a predicted model, not a curated record. Bases 71 to 406 code for a protein of 111 amino acids. The transcript is spliced from 2 exons.